AUGUGGAAAGGCCGCUCCGACCCUGUGCUCCACAUCGACCUGCGCAGGUGGGCAGACCUCAUGCUGGUGGCGCCCCUGGAUGCCAACACGCUGGGCAAGGUGGCCGGUGGCCUCUGUGACAACCUGCUGACCUGUGUCAUCCGUGCCUGGGACCGCAGCAAGCCGCUCCUCUUCUGCCCCGCCAUGAACACGGCCAUGUGGGAACACCCCAUCACCGCCCAGCAGGUGGGCCAGCUCAAGGCCUUUGGCUACCAGGAGAUUCCCUGUAUAGCCAAGAAGCUGGUGUGUGGAGAUCAAGGUCUGGGGGCCAUGGCUGAGGUGGACACCAUCGUGGCUCAGGUGAAGGAGGUCCUCUCGCAGCAGGGUUGACUUGGGACGUCCAAGCACAGCAACGGAUGUCAAGACAAACGUGCCUUGGGUCUUGGGUUCGCCGCAGAGCAAGUGUCUGGAGCCCGGGCUGGAGCUUCUCCAGAGCCUGACCUCUCCCUGCUCGGCUGGACCCCAGGCCCAGGCCCCGGCUAAGCCUUUCACCAGGCCAUGCCCACUUCCAGAUGCUCCCCCAUCUCUUACCGGGUCAGCCCUAGGGCUUAGCACAGGGGAACAGGCUGCUGGUGCUCCUGGGAAUUGCUUUCAGAAAUACCCUCACUAACCAGGCACUAGUAGCUCACACCUGUAAUCCCAGCUACUCAGGAUAUUGAGAUCCGAGGAUCACAGUU
This is a messenger RNA of Dipodomys ordii (Ord's kangaroo rat), 716 nucleotides long. RefSeq names its product phosphopantothenoylcysteine decarboxylase (gene Ppcdc). Bases 1 to 369 code for a protein of 122 amino acids. The record is from RefSeq and is a predicted model, not a curated record. Gene Ontology annotation, cellular component: phosphopantothenoylcysteine decarboxylase complex. NCBI's taxonomy places the organism in Eukaryota, Metazoa, Chordata, Mammalia, Rodentia, Heteromyidae. The transcript is spliced from 3 exons. Gene Ontology annotation, biological process: coenzyme A biosynthetic process. Gene Ontology annotation, molecular function: phosphopantothenoylcysteine decarboxylase activity; FMN binding.